AUGUUAACUCUCCUGCAGCUCAACAGGCAUAUAGACGAUGCCCACCAGGAGCUUCCCGAGUUCGAGCAGGACGAGGUGAAGACCUGGUUUGACAAACAGGUCCUCAAAGCCAAGCGCUUUCAGCCUUUGUCCAUCAUCAACUCGAAGCUGCGCGGCCUGGAAGUCUUCGAGUCCAACGAGUCACUUCCGCUCGCUGCGCCACAGCUGCCGACGGCUGGCCCAAGACCUGUCGACGCCGUCAUCGACCCCGAGGAGCUGGUUACUAGGAAGCACUGGCAGAGACCGACAGGAAAUGACAUGUGCACAGAUCCUCCAUGCGGCAAGCGGCUAGGUCCCUUGAAUGGGAGUGUCAACUGCAGGAAAUGCGGGCGUCUCUUUUGUGAAGAACAUACCAUGUAUCAGAUCAAGCUCUCAAGGUCCGCCGCUCACGAUCCUGUCAGGGGCUACUGGUGCCGUGUGUGCGAGACAUGCUACAAGACGCGGGACGGCUACAAUGAUCAUAAUGGCGUUCUUAUAGACCACACGAACGAUUUUAUUUCGAUCCGACGCAAGAAGGUGGAGAGACACAAUCUGGAGAUCCAGCGGUUAGAAAAGCGGUUGACCAAACUGACUCAACUGCUGGCGAAUCCGCCCGAAGAGGUAGCAACCAACGGGGGCGGCCUACUCUCACCAGUCACAUCACUGGCAGGCCAGAGGAAUCCACGCAAGCUCCUCGAGCAAUCAGUAGUGACCUGGGAGGACGACGCGUCAGUGGCCAAAUGUCCAUUCUGCCAACAGGAGUUUGGUUCCUGGUCGUUCAGGAGACAUCACUGCCGGAUAUGUGGGAGAGUGGUUUGCGCGGACCCGCAGACUGGCUGCUCAAGCGAAGUCGGUUUGAGUGUUGCAAGUGCGACACCUACACUGCAAGGCUCUGAGAAGACUGGGAACUCAGCAGCCGCACAGGUUAGUAUAGACAUUCGUAUGUGCCGGGACUGCAAGUCAACUAUUUUUUCAAAACGAGACUUUACCGAGUCGAUCGUACACAAGCCUCCAGAUCAAAAAGCGUAUGAGACGCUCCGUCAGUUUGAGCGCGGUAUUCGGCAGCUCAUGCCCUCUUUCCAAAGGGCCUUACUCGCCCUCCAACCCCCCGACGACGAAUUCUCUCUUGAGAAGCCGCCACCAACACACGCGCAGAUUCAGGAAGCUGCAAAGAUUCGCAAGAGACUUACGGAUAGCUUCACCAAGUACGAUCUUGCAGCUAAGAGGAUACGCGACAUGAAAACAACUAGUCAGACACAACUAAGGUUGCAAAAGGCGAUAUAUGCCGCAGCCAGCACCUUUCUCCACACACACAUGCUGCCAUUAAAGAGCGUGCCACGGAUGCUAAAGGAGCACUCCGCGAGCAGAUCAAAUCAUAGGCGUCUGCUCUCGGCUAUAGAUCGGACGGGCAGUGGCGUGAACCAUCUUUCUCCCCUCCGAAACGGCGAGUCAGCUGAUUCGGAGACCGCCAGUCUUGCAGGAGGCAGUGAGACGAGUACGGUCGUCUCUGCACUCGAGACGGAAGAGAAGGAACUGCGAGAGAGGUUAGUGGUGCUUGAGGAGCAGCGAUUCAUGGUCAAAGACAUGAUCAAGAAUGCAAGGGGAGCACGGAGAUUCGAGGAGGUCAGCGCCCUUACGAGAAACGUGGAAGAGUUGGAUGCAGAGAUUCAAUCUUUGACCAAGAAGGUCAGCGGUGUGGAAGAGAGGUGGGAAGGUCUAUACGCAGCCGGUACUACCGGACCUUGA
Phaeoacremonium minimum UCRPA7 is the source of this 1764-nucleotide messenger RNA. RefSeq names its product putative vacuolar segregation protein pep7 protein. The coding region runs from base 1 to 1764 and encodes 587 amino acids. Gene Ontology annotation, molecular function: metal ion binding. The transcript has 2 exons. The record is from RefSeq and is a predicted model, not a curated record. Lineage: Eukaryota; Fungi; Ascomycota; Sordariomycetes; Togniniales; Togniniaceae.